UCGACAUCUAGGCCAAAAGAAUUGUCACAACAUCGAUCUAGCUGAUGGUUAUCGCCAUAGGCUCCCAAAUCCUGUCAACUGUACUCCGUACUAUAGCGACAUCAGAUAAGAUAUAAGAGAGACUAUCGACACGUGACCAUUAUCGCUUCCCCAUCCCCGAAUGUCCGGUAUCCCUGAGGACCAAAUGUUUAAGAACCUCAACUCCUCAACCCGAAAUCUCUUCUCUCAUCACCAACACCAUCAACUACUCAAUCUCAUUAUUCAAACACAAAAACUGCAAGCCUUCUCCGUCUUCAUCCGCUGGCGCCCCCUCCCAUUUGACACGUCCGACCCCACCGAACUCACCCGCAACUAUGAACCCCACCCCAGCAACGGCCGCAUAGCAAUACCCCUUUCCCCGCAGAGUCCGCAAGCCCGUCCCUGGAAAAGCACCCACGCAUGUACGAGCUCCGCGGCAACGUAGCCUUCGACCGCCUCAACGGCCACAGCAAAUGCCACAUCCGCGAGGGCGGCGACGGGAAGACGCACAUCCGGGGGGAGACGGAGGUGCUGGAGCACGGCCGCGUGAGGGUGCACCCCAUCGCCACGAAAGCGUGCUGGAGCUUUGAUGAGCUCCUCGCGCAUCUCCGUGGUGGAUUGGCGUUGCGCGCAACAGGGUCUUCGACGGUGCAUGAUCUGAGUUCGCGGACGCAUGCCGUGCUGGAGGUGGAGAUUGUGUCGCGCGCGCUGCUGGCAGCGCGGGAGGCGGUCGUGGAGUGCGAGACGGAGUUCGUGCCUGUUGCGAAGCGGGCGACGGAUGUGAACCAGGCGAGGAUUGAUGAGGCGGAGGCCAAGAAGGCUGAGUUCCAGGGGUAUGUCGAUGAUGCAGUGAGGAAAGUGGAGGAGGUAAUGAGGACAGCAUCGCAUUCCUGCCUUGGGGGCAAGUUGGUGUUGGUCGAUCUGGCGGGGUCGGAGUUUUACCAGGAUAAGACUAUUGCGGCGGUCCCGCGGCCGAAACCGUCUCCCCAGGAGCAGCGUGAGGGCAGGCAGAUUAACACGGAUCUGCUCGCGCUGAAGGAGGUGAUUCGUGCGAGGGCGGUGAGGGCGGCCAGGAUCCCGUAUCGGUCGUCGCCGCUGACGACGGUGCUGAGGGAGCAUUUCCAGGGGACGACGGGGCAGGGGGGCGAUGCUUGUUCGAGGAUGAUUUUGACCGUCUCCCCGGCUUUGGGGCAGGGGGCGGCCACGGUCAACACGUUGAAGUAUGGGAGUUUGGUCGGGGGGUGGGGCCUGGGAAGUGGAAGAGAAGAUUAG
Aspergillus uvarum CBS 121591 is the source of this 1290-nucleotide messenger RNA. Its product is annotated as kinesin family protein. Gene Ontology annotation, biological process: microtubule-based movement. Lineage: Eukaryota; Fungi; Ascomycota; Eurotiomycetes; Eurotiales; Aspergillaceae. Gene Ontology annotation, cellular component: microtubule; spindle; centrosome. Bases 439 to 1290 code for a protein of 283 amino acids. The record is from RefSeq and is a predicted model, not a curated record. The transcript is spliced from 2 exons. Gene Ontology annotation, molecular function: ATP hydrolysis activity; microtubule binding; microtubule motor activity.